This is a messenger RNA of Striga asiatica, 1161 nucleotides long. The record is from the annotation of a GenBank genome assembly. NCBI's taxonomy places the organism in Eukaryota, Viridiplantae, Streptophyta, Magnoliopsida, Lamiales, Orobanchaceae.
AUGGAGAGGAAAGGUAACAUCCUGAUGAAAAAGUACGAGAUCGGGAGGCUCCUUGGGCAGGGCACGUUCGCCAAGGUCCACCACGCGCGCGACCUCAACACGGGCCACAGCGUGGCCAUCAAGAUCAUCGACAAGGAAAAAAUCUCCCGUGUCGGCCUCAUGGAGCAGAUCAAGCGCGAGAUAUCCGUCAUGCGUCUCGUGCGCCACCCGAACGUCGUCCAGCUGUACGAAGUCAUGGCCAGUCGGUCAAAAAUCUACUUCGCCAUGGAAUACGUCCGCGGAGGAGAACUCUUCAACAAGGUGGCCAAGGGCCGUCUAAAAGAAGACGCCGCCCGCCGCUACUUCCAGCAGCUCGUGGCCGCCGUUGAUUACUGCCACAGCCGCGGCGCGUACCACCGCGACCUCAAGCCCGAGAAUCUCCUCCUCGACGAGUCGGGGAAUCUCAAGGUUUCCGACUUCGGGCUCUCGGCCCUCCACGACUCCAAGCGCCAAGACGGGCUCCUCCACACCACGUGCGGGACCCCCGCCUACGUGGCGCCCGAGUGGAUCCCGCCAGAGGUCCGGAAGCUUCUGUCGAGGAUUCUUGAUCCGAAUCCCGCCACGCGGGCGACGCUACCAAGGAUCAUGGCGAAUUCGUGGUUUCGGAAGGGUUUCAGGAGGAUCGAGUACGACUCUGAGGAUGAGGAGGAGAUUUCGCCGAGGAGUGUGCUCGAGAUAGACGAGUCGGAUGGGGAAGAGCAUUCGCGGAGGAUGAAUGCGUUUGAUAUAAUAUCGCUUUCGGAAGGGUUCGAUUUGUCGGGGAUUUUGGGGAGGGGAGAGGGGAGAGUGUGGUUCGCGACGAGGAGGCCGGCGGAGGCGGUGGUGGAGAAGUUGGAGGAGUUGGCGGAGAGGGUGAGGUUUAGGGUGAAGAGGAAGAGAGAAGGGUUGGUGAAGAUGCAGGGGAGUAGAGAGGGAAGGAAAGGACAGCUGGCGAUUGAUGCGGAGAUUUUUGAGGUGGCGCCGUCUUUGCACGUGGUGGAGGUGAAGAAGACGGCGGGGGACACGUUGGAGUAUGUUAAGUUUCGGGAACAGGAGAUGAAGCCUUCGCUAAAGGACGUGGUGUGGAGCUGGCAGGGAGGGGAGCAGCAGCCUGGGCAAGAAUCACGUGCUGAUGAUUGUUGA